CCUACAACUCCGGCAAUCCCUUCUCCGAUAUUGAUCUCUAUCUCCUUGUCCCAAACCUCCAUCUCGCCGCAGCCUUGCAACCACCACUACGCGCAGCCAACAUGGCAGAAAUACAGCGACAGACCCCUUCUCCCAUCCAGACACAAAACCUAUCAACGGACUCACCUCCGAUAUCGACCUCCUCAUCUCCCUCAAUAUCCGCGAAGCGAUCUCGAUCUCCCUUAUCUCUCGACCUCACUUCCCUACCGCCACUGUCCCAACCGUCGCCUCCUUCGAACACACUCCUCAUCACGCGACUAGAAGAUCCCAAGAUAUUCCACCCUGCAUCGAUAGCCACCAUUCGACAACACAUCAACGGGAUCGCACCGUUAAACUCAUUUUCCCCUUUAAAGUCUUUUAUGCGCAUCAUCUGUUCAUUCUACGACGAGGAGGCAGCAAUCCGUGUGCGACAGGAGAUCGAUGGCACAGCGAUUCUGGGCACAAGCGUGGCAAAAUGCUACUUUGGGGAGCCCACACCAAUAGGCGACGAGAAGAAAUACCUAAAUCGGCCGGACGCCGGCAAAUUAUUCUUUAUCAGCCCACCACCUAGCCCUCCAGUCGGGUGGGAGUCGAAACAUGAAGACGCGCCCAACAAGGAGGUCCAUGCAGAAGAUCUUGCGUCGAAACUGAACAAGUUAAGCGGUAAAAUGACAAACACAGCGGGCGAGCCUAUCGAAGAUGAGAGCAACGUGCAGUACACCGCGGAGGCGUUACACAAGAUAAAAGAAACUCGGACACAAGCCUUGGCAGGAGCGUCUGCUGAGAACUCUCCGAGCACUUCAUCGCCUAGGAGGCACCGGAGCCGUAGCUCGACGUUGAUCUACGACCCGAAGGCUCAUGGUGAUAGUCCUACACUUCCCGCAGUCAUGGUCGAGGCGGAAGAUGACUCGGAUGUCGAGCUUGAGACGCCAGAACAGAAGGUUCUCACCCACACUGCUCGACCGCCAGUCGAACUAAUGGAAGAUUGAUCUUGUGCUUGUUUUCUGGGGACCAGGUUUCGGUGUUCGGAGGUUGCUCAUACUCAAGAAGGGACGACAUUCUUGAAGCAACGUUAGAGCGGCCUCUUCGGGCGUCAAUAUGGGAAAAGGAUAUUGGGAUAUGUGCAUCAACGUUCUCAUGUGGCAUGAUGAAUCGGGUAUGUA
Exophiala viscosa is the source of this 1181-nucleotide messenger RNA. Its product is annotated as Calcipressin-domain-containing protein. Gene Ontology annotation, biological process: calcium-mediated signaling. Gene Ontology annotation, cellular component: cytoplasm; nucleus. Gene Ontology annotation, molecular function: nucleic acid binding; calcium-dependent protein serine/threonine phosphatase regulator activity. The record is from RefSeq and is a predicted model, not a curated record. The transcript has a single exon. NCBI's taxonomy places the organism in Eukaryota, Fungi, Ascomycota, Eurotiomycetes, Chaetothyriales, Herpotrichiellaceae. The coding region runs from base 102 to 1007 and encodes 301 amino acids.